Dama dama (fallow deer) is the source of this 2678-nucleotide messenger RNA. RefSeq names its product LSM14A mRNA processing body assembly factor (gene LSM14A). The transcript has 11 exons. Gene Ontology annotation, molecular function: mRNA binding. The record is from RefSeq and is a predicted model, not a curated record. NCBI's taxonomy places the organism in Eukaryota, Metazoa, Chordata, Mammalia, Artiodactyla, Cervidae. Gene Ontology annotation, cellular component: P-body. Gene Ontology annotation, biological process: P-body assembly; cytoplasmic stress granule assembly. The coding region runs from base 153 to 1547 and encodes 464 amino acids.
UGGGGGAGGGUAGCGGAGCCGGCGCCGCCGCCAUGUUGGGUCUGAGGCGGCUGCUGUAGGCGCCGACGGAGCAAGUGGGCGAGCGGAGCGGCCACAGCGGCGUGGGAUCUGCCUCUCUGCGAGCGGCCGGGAGCGGCGGCGGCGCCGGCGCCAUGAGCGGGGGCACCCCUUACAUCGGCAGCAAGAUCAGCCUUAUCUCCAAGGCGGAGAUCCGCUACGAGGGCAUCCUCUACACUAUCGACACCGAGAACUCUACCGUAGCUCUCGCCAAAGUUCGGUCCUUUGGUACAGAAGACAGACCAACAGAUCGUCCAAUACCACCUCGAGAUGAAGUCUUUGAAUACAUAAUAUUCCGUGGGAGUGAUAUUAAAGACCUUACUGUUUGUGAGCCACCAAAACCACAAUGUUCUUUGCCUCAGGACCCAGCUAUUGUUCAGUCUUCACUAGGUUCAUCUACUUCUUCAUUCCAGUCGGUGGGCUCCUAUGGACCUUUUGGCAGGAUGCCGACGUACAGUCAGUUCAGUCCAAGUUCAUUAGUUGGGCAGCAGUUUGGGGCUGUUGGUGUUGCCGGAAGCUCCUUGACAUCCUUUGGAACAGAAGCAUCAAGCAGCAGUGCCCUCUCCCAAAGUAGUGCGGUUGGUUCUGCCUUUACACAGGAUACAAGAGCUCUAAAAACACAGCUAUCUCAAGGUCGUUCAAGCCCUCAGUUAGACCCUUUGAGAAAAAGCCCAACCAUGGAACAAGCAGUACAGACCGCCUCGGCCCACUUACCUGCUCCAGCACCUGUUGGGAGAAGGAGCCCUGUAUCAACCAGGCCUUUACCAUCUACCAGCCAAAAACCAAUAGAGAAUCAAGAGCACAGGCGAGUUGAAGUACAUAAAGUCUCAAGACCAGAAAAUGAGCAACUCAGAAAUGAUAGCAAGAGACAAAUAGUUCCAGGUGCUCCUUCAGCUCCAAGGAGAGGGCGUGGGGGUCAUCGAGGUGGCAGAGGAAGAUUUGGUAUUAGACGAGAUGGUCCAAUGAAAUUUGAGAAAGACUUUGACUUUGAAAGUGCAAAUGCACAAUUUAACAAGGAGGAAAUCGACAGAGAGUUUCAUAAUAAACUUAAAUUGAAAGAAGAUAAACUUGAGAAACAGGAGAAGCCUGUCAAUGGUGAAGAUAAAGGAGACUCAGGAGUUGAUACCCAAAACAGUGAAGGAAAUGCAGACGAAGAAGAUCCACUUGGACCUAAUUGCUAUUAUGACAAAACUAAAUCCUUCUUUGAUAAUAUUUCUUGUGAUGAUAAUAGAGAACGGAGACCAACCUGGGCUGAAGAGAGAAGAUUAAAUGCAGAAACAUUUGGAAUCCCGCUUCGUCCAAACCGUGGCCGUGGAGGGUACAGAGGCAGAGGGGGUCUUGGUUUCCGUGGUGGCCGAGGACGUGGUAGUGGCCGAGGUGGUACCUUCACCACUCCUCGAGGAUUUCGUGGUGGAUUCAGAGGAGGUCGUGGGGGCAGGGAGUUUGCAGAUUUUGAGUAUAGGAACACCUAUGCCAGCGUGGAGCCGUAGUGAGCUUGAAAAAGACAACAAAGUUGCUGCAUAGUCUACAAACAAGUCUUUAAAAAUAGAUGGAUUUCUAGUUCUUCAUGGUCCUGAGAAUUGGUUUCAGUCUUUGAGAAGAAUGAAGAAGUGAAUUUGCUGUAUAUUUGUCACCAGCACUGGGUUUUUGUUUGUUUGUUUGUUUUUCUGCUUAAUUUCAGAGAUACAAUGCAGUUACUUUUGGGGGUGGGGGGGAAGGCUCAUCUUAAAAAAUGAGCAUUAAUUAUAUUUGGAAUAGCAGAAGGUUAAGUAAUUUCUUAUGUAUAGUUAAACUAAAGCAGUACUCCAGUGAAACUUAUAAGUAUUUUUUCAUCACUGAAAGGAUUUUUCUUAGCACUAAAUUGUAUUUGGCAAUUCCUGCAAGUUGCCUGGAGAUAGGGCCGUGAUACUGUGUUUUGAGCCACAGAAGGGUGUGUGUGUGUGUGUGUGUAUGUCUGUCUGUCUGUCUGUCUGUCUAUAUCUUUUCUUUCCUUUUUUCUUUUUUUUCUUUCUUUUUUUUUUUGGAAAUCCUGUAAUAUCCCUUUUGAGGUAGCUUAUUUCGUCAAUUAAUUAGGGUGCUGGAUGGUAGAGAAUUUUGUCAGUCAACUAUGUAUACACAGUAAAUACUGUUUCUUAGGCAAAGGUAACUUUUUUAUAUAGUUGUAAAAUUCCAUUAUAUCCCAUUGCCAAAGAAACAUUAAGAACUUUGUAUAGCUGUAUAAAAAGCAACUAAUUUUUUAAAGAAUAAACAUUUUAAAGUCAGCAAACAUACUGUGUCCUUGCAGAAGUUGAUGUGCUGAGGAGCAGAAAUGUGGGUGGGUCUUUUUUUCAUAGCUUUUGAGGCUUAAGAUUGUUGAUUUGAUUUUUUUUUUUUUAAUGUUUGGAACAUAAAUGAAGAUUUGAUACAUUCAUUAUCUAAAAAGGAUAAAUUACUCAUGCUUGUUGUAAGAAUUUUAUUUUGUAGCAAAUGGCAUAUCACAGGAUUUAUCCAAAUAAUAGAUAUUUUCAGUAUACAAAUGUAAAUAAUCAUAGAUAAGAAUGUAUUAGCUGUAUUUUCAAAUAAGUAUCCCCCCUUUUUUAAGACAAUAAAACUAGGUGUCAAUUAACCUGUUCUUCCUGAUA